AUGGACGCCCUCAAGAACUUGAUCACCAACGUGCCGGACUGGCUCAAGAAGCUGGACGAGCUGAACGGCCAGAUCGAACAGCGCCAAAUUGAAUUGGCGAAGCUGACCGGAGAGAAUAAAGCGAGGUCUCCCGGGACAGCAUCAUGCCGCACAAAAUCAGUGCGGAACAAGGGGUCGACCGAAUCUCUCAGGCCACGCGACGAGCCCGAAGCCCAUCCUCGCGACCCGGUAGCACCGUCCGAUGCCAACAAUGCCACUGAGGCGGCAGCCGCGGCCGCGGCCGGCGCCGCAGCAGCGAAGGCCAGCACCGAGCAGCCGUCACCGCCCAGUCCUUCCGAGUCGCAAUCACCAUCAGCCCUGCAACGCCAGGCGAGCCAGAUGCGCGCAGCCGGCCAGGCACGGGCACGCGCGACACUCCGCAAGCGACAGCGCACAGACUCGGUCAUCAGCGCGGAGGGUGCGGCGCCGAAAUACCGUACCCGGAGCAUGAUCAUCGUCUACUACGACAGCUACGUACAAAUGUUUUUCGAGGAGCUCGUCAAGUUUGUGAGCGCCGGCCGCAAUAUGAUGCGCAAGGCCAAGAUGGCGGCCAAAGUAGCCCAGAUCAAACGCCUCGCCGAGCUCGAGAGCCCCGACGACGACGACGCGCCUAUCGAGGUCGGAACGUCGCUUGAGAACACCCCCAUCGCCGUCGCACCGUCCGCCGCCGCGAAACCCGGUCAAACAACAACAGAAGACGAAGAACCCCCCCUCCUCUACGUCAGCACCCGCCGCAUGGGCGCGGGGCCCGGCGCAACCCGCAACAUGUACUCGCGCGCCGGCGGGCGGAUGAUGAGCCGCGGGGGCGGACCGGGCAACAUACUCGGGGCGGACGGCAAGCCGGCGCCGCCGGACGUCUACGACGAGCUGGACAAGGGCCUCGAGUACGUGCAGAGCAUGUGCGAGCACGGCGCGCACCAGUUCUUGCGCGACGGCGACUGCGGCGAGGAGGUCGCCAACAUCAAGCGCCGCCUGGCUGAGACCAAGGACCUCGCCGACAAGGAGAUGGCCCGCGUCGAGCGCGAGGACCCCGGCGCUCUGCUCAAGCUGGCCGAGGAUGAUGGCAUGAAGGGCCGGAGCUAUCGCCCCCAGAGCAUGCGCAGGGAUGUCAAUAAGCCGGGUAGCGCCGGCGGCCCCCCGCCUGCUGUUUCGGCCCUGGCUGCCGCGUCUGGCCCGUUGGAGGUGGACGAGGGGGUUCCAAGAUAUUGGAUGUGGAAGACAUUUCCGAAGCUGGUGUGGAAGAGUUACGAGGAACAUGCGGUGAGGGUGGGAAAGAAGUCGGGAAGCGGAGAGUUUUUUCGCGGACAUCAAAUGGUUGAGCUCACCAUCGCUGAUUCACACGAUGAACAUACAAUGCCUUGCCCGCUGAGUCAAACCCCGAGCCAAGACAGGGAGUGA
Molecule: messenger RNA, 1437 nt
Organism: Chaetomium globosum CBS 148.51
Lineage: Eukaryota; Fungi; Ascomycota; Sordariomycetes; Sordariales; Chaetomiaceae
Exons: 2
Coding region: 1-1437 (478 amino acids)
Source: RefSeq, a predicted model, not a curated record